UCUGAUAUCCAUGGUUCAAAUUGAAUUGAACCUAAGUUCUGAGAAAAAAGAAAAAAAACUGAAUUGAACUUAAUUGCUGACAAAGAAAGCUUUUCUUUUUUCCCCUUUUGUCAUCUUAUCUUGGGUUUGGAGGGAAAAUCCCUCCAAAAUUUUAAAAUUUAGACAAAUCGCCGCAAAAAAAUUCCCAAUUCCACCAACCAACCAAAAAAAAAAAAAAAAAAAAAAAACCAGCAUUUAUUUAUUUUUUAUUAUCUCCGUUUCUUUGUCUCUUCUAUUUUAGAUGUUUUCUUUUCCUAAAGCGACGAAAGAAGAGACUUCAUCAGCGAUGUCGCAGGGCGGCGGUGGCGGAGGAGGCAUGGAGUUCAAUCUGGCGGAGGAGAUUCUGGCGGUGAUACCGACGGACCCUUACGAGCAGUUGGAUCUGGCGCGUAAGAUAACGUCGAUGGCAAUCGCAUCGAGAGUGUCGAAGAUGGAAGAGGAUAUGGGGAGGAUGAGGGAAAAAAUGUACGAAAAGGAUUGUAUUAUUUACGAUUUGGAAGAGAAACUCUCAAGAUUGCAGCAAGCAAAUCAUGACGCUGAGUCUAGAUUAAAGCUAGCUUUUGAUGAAAAUAUUAAGCUUUCAAAGGAGCGCGAUUCCUUGGCAAUGACUGCAAAGAAACUUAGCCGUGAUUUAUCAAAGUUGGAGACUUUUAAGCGACAACUGAUGCAAUCUCUAAGUGAUGACAAUGCAUCUCAAGCUGAAACGGUUGAUAUUGGGACUUGUGACCAGUCAGUCCCUAAAGCCUAUCCUGACAAGGAUGAUGGGAUGAAUGACUACACAUCACUUCGUUCAUCCAAUGGUUCGAUGGACAUGGGAAGCACAAUUGAUGAAGCCUCAAGACAUGCUGGACAAAGAUUUUCUAUAACUCCAUAUAUCACACCGCGGCUUACUCCUAGUGGAACUCCAAAGGUUAUAUCCACAAGUGGGUCCCCUAGGGGUUAUUCUGCUGCUGUGUCCCCCCAGAGAACCUCUGGUGCAGCUUCUCCAACAAGGCCUCAAUAUGAUGGGCGGACUUCACACUCAUGGUACCUGUCUAGCCAGCAGUCGUCUGCAGCUAACUCUCCUCCUCGUGGGCGUUCACUGCCAGCACGGACACCUCGAAUUGAUGGAAAGGAAUUCUUUCGUCAGGCCAGGAGUCGCCUUUCCUAUGAGCAGUUUAGUGCAUUUUUGGCUAACAUCAAGGAGCUAAAUGCUCAGAAGCAAACCCGAGAGGAAACUUUGAGGAAGGCAGAAGAGAUUUUUGGGACAGAUAAUAAAGAUCUGUUUCUAUCAUUUCAAGGAUUGCUAACUCGCAACAUUCACUAGAUCUUAAACUAUCUCUUCUUGAGAUGAUUUACAAAUACUGGGAGUUGAAGUACAAUAUUUGGCAGGUCGUUUGUCAAACUUAUUCUCAUUUGCUUUCUGCUGAUGGUUUUCUCCACAGAAGAUUUGCUGUAUGUGAUCGAUAUAUAGAUUUGAUCAGCUUCUGUUUGAGCAGAUUAAAGUAGGGUGUUUCGGUCUUAAUUGUAUCACAUUCAUACAGGAAUGGUGUGCAAAUAAUUUCUCUGCCUUUGCAAUCCCUUUUGUAAAGUUGCCAUUGCAAGAUUUGGACAUCAACUUGCAUAUAAUUAGGAGAUUUUCUUAAAUUACAACUGAUGUCUUGUCGAAAUUAAGCCUUUUAACGUUCAUGUAUGGCUGUUUUAACGUGAAUCAGAUGCUAUGAGACCAGUUGCUUUUAUAUUUCAUAAAAAUUUAUUGCUAAAAUUACUCAAUCAAUUCCCA
Messenger RNA from Durio zibethinus, 1801 nucleotides. Its product is annotated as interactor of constitutive active ROPs protein. Lineage: Eukaryota; Viridiplantae; Streptophyta; Magnoliopsida; Malvales; Malvaceae. The record is from RefSeq and is a predicted model, not a curated record.